CGCGGCAGUAACUCAAGACCUGUUCUCAGAAUGAUUCCGCGAGUGAUUCUCACGUGUGAAUUUUAAUUUUAAAUAUCUAAUUUGAAGGGAUAGGCGAAAUGAAGUGAGUAUGAUUCAGGAAGAAUUGUUUGAUCUUUUGUGCUAGUCAGUGAGGAAAGCCGCAAAACACUGGAAACUGGAGUCAAGGAUUGUUAUUAUACUGGAAGUUAUAAUUUAUUAAAAAAAGGAAAUUAUUAUUUUUCAAAAUGUCUACUAUCGAUGAAACGGAACGACUCCUGCCCUCUACUUCAAUUUCAGUUGGAAAACCAAGAGUUUCUUAUCGAUCAGUCGUUUUUGAUUCUCAUGUUGGGAUCACAUCCCAAAGUCACACUCCAGAAGCAUCUUUGCAGAUGGAACCGAUUGACGAUUCAGGUAAAAGUCUAGGUGGCGAACCACAUGAUAAAAUUAUUUACACUUGGAGUGAUGUAAAUGUGUAUGCAGCAACCACAAAUAUACGUUUUUGGGAUCGAAUGUUUUGUAAAAAUUCUCAGGGGACGAUUCAACAAAAACAUCUCCUUAAGGAUGUAUGUGGAGUAGCAUAUCCUGGUGAAUUACUAGUCAUCAUGGGAUCCUCUGGUGCUGGAAAAACUACUCUUUUAAAUACCCUAACUUUUCGAUCUGGCCGAGGAGUCACAACUUCUGGAACUAUGGCUGCAAAUGGACAAAGAGUCACCUCCAGUGUUCUCACUUCCAGAAUGGCUUAUGUUCAGCAAGAUGACCUUUUUAUUGGUACCCUCACUGUACAAGAACAUUUGCUUUUUCAAGCUAGGGUCAGAAUGAAUAGGCAAAUUCCGUUUAUACAGAGGGUACAGAGAGUCGAUGAAGUCAUUUCAGAGCUCGCAUUAACCAAAUGUAGAAAUACCGUGAUAGGAAUACCGGGAAGAUUAAAAGGCCUCUCAGGUGGAGAAAUGAAAAGACUUUCCUUUGCUUCUGAAGUUUUAACCGAUCCUCCACUUAUGUUUUGUGACGAGCCCACUUCCGGUCUUGACUCCUUCAUGGCACAUCAAGUCGUUUCCGUUUUAAAAGCCCUAACAGCACGUGGAAAAACAAUUGUAACGACUCUUCACCAGCCUUCUUCUGAACUUUUUUCACUUUUCGACAAAAUUCUUUUAAUGGCAGAAGGGAGAGUUGCAUUUAUGGGAACUGGAGAACAAGCCUGUUUGUUUUUCAAGACUUUAGGAGCAGCUUGUCCAAGCAAUUACAACCCAGCGGACUACUUCGUACAAAUUUUGGCCGUUGUUCCCGGACGGGAGAUUUCUUGUCGUCAAACGAUCAAUACAAUUUGUGACACUUUUCAAAAAAGCGCCAUGGGAACGAAAAUUGCCUUGGAGGCUGGAACAAUUCAGGGUGAAUACGAAGAUUUAGUGGAUUGGAAAAUUGGAUCUUCGAGAGGAACUUCGCCAUACAAGGCUUCCUGGUGCGAACAGUUUCGAGCAGUGCUCUGGAGAUCCUGGCUUUCUGUCAUCAAGGAACCAAUUCUCAUCAAAGUUAGGUUCCUACAAACUGUGAUGGUGUCUCUUUUGAUUGGAACCAUCUUCUUUGGACAGCGUUUAGAUCAAGAUGGAGUGAUGAAUAUUAACGGAGCCAUUUUUAUUUUCCUCACAAAUAUGACUUUCCAAAAUGUGUUUGCAGUCAUCAAUGUCUUUUGUGCCGAGCUGCCAAUUUUUUUACGAGAACAACGGAACGGAAUGUACAGAACAGAUGUUUAUUUUCUCUGUAAAACUUUGGCAGAAGCGCCAAUAUUUAUUGCUGUACCUCUUAUUUUUUCAUUUAUUUCCUACCCGUUGAUUCAUCUUUAUCCUAGCAUCGAUCGUUUUUUCAUCGCUGCUGGUAUCAUUACUUUGGUAGCAAAUGUCGCUACUUCAUUUGGAUAUCUUAUUUCCUGUGCAAGUUCAAGUAUGUCUAUGGCUCUUUCGGUAGGACCUCCAAUCAUUAUUCCAUUUUUACUUUUUGGUGGUUUCUUCCUAAAUACAGCAUCCGUGCCAAAGUAUUUCAAGUGGUUUUCGUAUUUAUCCUGGUUUCGUUAUGGAAACGAGGCUCUACUUAUUAAUCAGUGGUCAGAAGUAGAUUCUAUUGCUUGCAUUAGAAGUAAUACUACCUGUCCAAAAUCUGGGGAUAUGGUUCUCCAAAUUUACAACUUUAAGAAAGAGGACUUUUUGAUGGACAUCACCUGUUUGAUUUGUCUCAUAAUUGCUUUCCGAUUUCUAGCAUUUCUGGCUUUACUUUCAAAAACUUAUCGGUCACCGGUAUACGGGAUAUUUUCCCUUUUUAAAUGGGAGAAAUAUUACACAAAAUAUAAUAAAAAUAAUUCUAAAAAACUAAGUUUCCAAAAAUAUAACGCGGCCCACUGUAGGAGGUUGUUUUCGAUGUUUCAAAAAUCUUCUACGGACUUUAGGGGUGAAUCCGGUAUAAGAGGUGUGACCCUUACCUGGCAAAAUGUCAGUGUCUACGCAAUGGAUAGAAAUCGAUCGAUUUGCAAACAACUGAUCAAUAAUGUGAGGGGUGCAUUAAAACCUGGAGACCUCACGGCAAUUCUCGGAGGAAGUGGAUCGGGAAAAAGUUCUUUAAUGACAGCGUUGGCUUUUCGAACUCCUCCUGGUGUCAUCGUCCAUGGGGGAAUCAGAGCAAAUGGAAGGGAAGUCGAUUUGUCUUACAUGAGACACCAUAGUGGAUUUAUGCAUCAGGAAGACGUUUUCAUUGGAACAAUGACAGUAUUAGAACAUCUUUGGUUCAUGGCUCGAAUGAAAUUGGAUAGGAGAAUGGUAACUUGGGAGAUUAGACAGCGAAUAGAAGCUCUUUUACGUGAAGUGGGUCUUGCUGCGAGACACAAUGUUCGAAUUGGAAAUGGUGGUGAUAAAGUUUUAUCAGGGGGAGAACGAAAAAGACUUGCUUUUGCCACCGAGCAGCUUUUAACCGAUCCGAGAAUUUUAUUUUUGGAUGAACCAACAACUGGUCUUGACGCACAUUCAGCUAGUUUUUUAAUCUCACAAUUAACUUCUAUUGCUAAUCGGGGACGAACUGUUCUUUGCACAAUUCAUCAGCCCAGUUCAGCGAUUUUUAAUCUUUUUCACAAAAUAAUUUUGGUUGCUGAUGGGAGAAUCGCUUUCGCUGGAUCGAGUGAACAAGCCAUUCAGUUUUUCGCAAACCUCGGUUACGAGUGUCCGGUUUCUUACAACCCUGCUGAUUUUUUGGUAGCAACUCUGGCAAUUGCCCCAAAACAGGAAGACAGUAGUCGAAGGGCAGCACAAAGAAUUUGCGAUGCCUUUCUCUCUAGCGAUGCUUCUAAAGAAAUCGACGUCACUAUUCAACUUGAACUUCACGUCGGAGGGACUGUUUCCCAAAGCGCAGAAUCUGAUGAGAUCGGUGGCUUUAAGCAGCCUAAUUGUUGGACAAGAAUGUUUUGGUUAACGCAUCGAGGAUUUAUGCAGGUUUUACGAGAUCCAUCAGUUCAACUUCUUAGGAUGGUACAAAAAAUGAGCGUGGCAACUGUGGCAGGUCUUUGUUUCGUAGGGACAAUUAAUUUAGAUCAAUUAGGUAUCCAAGCAGUUCAGGGAGUAAUUUUUAUUCUUGUCGCUGAAAAUACUUUUUUCCCAAUGUAUUCUACUUUGGCAUUAAUUCCUCAAGAAUUGCCCCUUUUUCUAAGGGAAUACCGAGCAGGAAUGUAUCCUGCUUAUGUGUAUUAUACUUCUAAAGUGCUCUCAUUGAUUCCAGGCCUAAUUAUCGAACCAAUAAUAUUUGGCGUAGUUGUUUAUUGGUUAGCGGGUCUUAGAGACACAGCAGAAGCAUUUGGUCUUACGCUGAUAAUUUUAAUUUUUACCAUGAAUGUUUCAACAGCCUGCGGAUGCUUUUUCUCGGCAGCUUUUGAAAACGUUCCUGUUGCUAUGGCGUAUCUUGUCCCCUUCGAUUAUGUCUUAAUGGUGACAAUGGGACUCUUUGCGAAACUUGAUUCGCUCCCAAUUUAUAUUCGAUGGUUGAAAUAUAUCUCUUGGCUUUUACAUUCUACAGAGGCUCUUUCGAUCGUUCAGUGGAGAAAUAUACAGAAUAUAUCUUGUGUAGCGACAAAUCCUGACUUGCCAUGUAUCACGAAUGGAUCUGAUGUCCUCGAACAUUACGAUUUUAACGAAAAUAAUUUUUGGCCUGAUCUUGUCUUAAUGGCCUUAAUGUACAUGAUUUUUCACCUUCUAGGCUAUUUUUGCCUAUGGAGGCGUUGCCGUGCCAAAUAAGAAUGAAAUCAACUAUCAAAACUAUCGAUAGUAUUCAAAGGCGGAUCCAGAGAGAAUAUAUUAUUUAAGGAUUCUUAAUUUCCUUGACAAAUUUGAACCCCCUAAUUAUUAGACCUUUUUUUAUUUAUUUUUUACCCUAAAAUGAUAUUUUAACCAAGGGAAGAUUCUCAUUUCAAAUAAAAAACAGGG
Messenger RNA from Belonocnema kinseyi, 4451 nucleotides. Its product is annotated as ABC transporter G family member 3-like. Lineage: Eukaryota; Metazoa; Arthropoda; Insecta; Hymenoptera; Cynipidae. Gene Ontology annotation, cellular component: plasma membrane. The record is from RefSeq and is a predicted model, not a curated record. The transcript is spliced from 26 exons. Bases 246 to 4262 code for a protein of 1338 amino acids. Gene Ontology annotation, biological process: transmembrane transport. Gene Ontology annotation, molecular function: ATP hydrolysis activity; ABC-type transporter activity; ATP binding.